AUGAAGAAGCUCGAGUUUGGUUAUGCUGCAGGACUUGGCAGUUACGGAGUUGAGCAUUUGGGUUUCAGGCAGCGAUGGAGUCUUGGAGCUGUGGAUGAGAAUAGAGCUGAGUCGGCUAGUUUCUCAGCUCUUCCUGUGAUGGUCAGGACUCGGUAUAGGGAUUCUGCAGCUUCGGGAAUUCAAUCUUCUACACCUCCUUCAACUGUAGCUAGAACCUCCCCUACUUCUACUAGGUCUAGGUUUCCUGCAACUGAUGGGAAUCAAUCAUUUGCAACUCCUUCGGUCGCACAUAAAUCUCCUCCAUUCCCAAGUACCGCAACUCCAUCAACUGUGGCUAGCUAUACCAUCAGCAUAGCUAGUCCUACUCUUACUGUCCCUGUGAUUAAAUCUUCUGCAAACCCAUCAGCGUGCAGUAUAAGCUUAACUUCAUCAGCGUCUUCUCCUGGAUUUCAAUCUUCUGCUUGUAGCACAACUGCCUCUGUCACCCGGUCUGUGUCUUCAUCUAAUGUUGAUGACUCAGAAUUUCAUCAAUGCCCCUUUGCUGGGCUAGACGGCUGCAAAAAUGGCUUGGGAUGA
Molecule: messenger RNA, 576 nt
Organism: Papaver somniferum (opium poppy)
Lineage: Eukaryota; Viridiplantae; Streptophyta; Magnoliopsida; Ranunculales; Papaveraceae
Product: putative protein TPRXL
Exons: 2
Coding region: 1-576 (191 amino acids)
Source: RefSeq, a predicted model, not a curated record